AAAUCAAUUUCUACAAAACCACAAAAGUUCGUGUAUCCAAUGAUUUUGUUGAUACAAUAGAUCCUUAUCAUUUUAUCUCUUUCCCAGAUUUGCUAGUCAGGAACUUUGACACUUGUGUUGCAUUUGAUUUUCUAGGUGAAGUUGUGUCAACUGAUCCCAUGCGAGUCAUUGUUGAGUAUGGAAGAGAGAAAAGGUUAAUGAAUCUGGUUGCUUAGGAUUUAAGUGCUACGAGAAUUGCAGUCGCUUUGUGGGGCAGUUUUGCAAUGAAGCUGACUACUUACAUUUCACAACAUAAUAAUGACACUGCUCCUGUUAUUAUCCUGCUAUGUUUGGCCAAACUCAAAAUUUGGGGUGGUCAGCCUCAAGUUGGUAAUUGUUUGUUUGGGUCUAGAUUGCAUAUAAAUGAUGAUAUGCCUCAGAUUUUGGAGUUCAAAUCAAAUCUUAAUGCUUUGGAUACGAAUGUUGAGUCUUCUAGCCGUACAUCCCAUAUCAUAAUUAAACCUACGUUGGGCAAAAGACCAUUUUUCACUCCCCAUAUUAAGUCCCAACAAGGUUGA
Molecule: messenger RNA, 557 nt
Organism: Lactuca saligna
Lineage: Eukaryota; Viridiplantae; Streptophyta; Magnoliopsida; Asterales; Asteraceae
Source: the annotation of a GenBank genome assembly